Molecule: messenger RNA, 3647 nt
Organism: Owenia fusiformis
Lineage: Eukaryota; Metazoa; Annelida; Polychaeta; Sabellida; Oweniidae
Source: the annotation of a GenBank genome assembly
UAAGGAUCCUAUUGUUUCGUUUAGUGCUUCUAAAGAUAUUUAUAUUUCGAAUCUAAUUUCGUUGCUUUUGUUUCAGCAAAAAGAUCGACAUUGUGAGUACGACAACACAUCUCAAAUUUCAAUUUUCAGUUAGAGAGUGAACUUUUAGAACAUUAUCAAUUUUCUAAAAAAGUCCCCGGGAAAUUCAACACGUGACGUCAUUACGCCAUCUUGAACAGGAAGUCCAAAUGUUGAGAUUGUAAAACUUUACAAUAAGUUAGUUUUACGAUAUAUUUCUUCGCAAGAUGGGAAAUAUUGCAACUCGACGACAUAGAGGGGUCCAAGAGGUCGAUAUACAAGGGAAUAAUGCUUAUAAAUACCCACCACAAUCAGGCAAUUAUUUUGGCAGUCAUUUUAUUAUGGGAGGAGAGAGGUUUGACACUCCUCAGCCUGAGGCUUACCUGUUCGGCGACAGCUCAGAUCUAAACUUCUUGGGAAACAGACCAAUACCUUUCCCAUACCCAGCCCCUCAGCCUAAUGAGCCAACUAAAACAUUAAAAAGUCUAGUCAACAUACGCAAGGAUUCUGUCAAACUUGUCAGGGUUGAGGAGGAUGACAAUGCUAGUGCGCCUGCACCUGUCGUCAAGCCAAAGACAUCCCCCAAGAACCCAAAUUCAUCCUCAAAAAAGCCAAAAAGAUCGCACUCUAAAGAUAAAUCAGAAGAUCGUAACCUUGAGAAAGAUGAUAAGAAAAAGGAGGAACGGAAAAAGGGAGUUGAUAAGGAUGAUGAUUCGGAAACAACUGAGGUGCCACCAGUAGAUGAUAACAUCUCCUAUAAUAUCGAGUUUACAUUUGAUACAGAUGUUCGAUGUGCCAUAACAGUUUAUUACUUUGCCACAGAGGAAAUGAGUAAUGGACAAGUCUCAUACCAUCCAAAAGAUGCUAGUAUGAAUUCUGAGACAUUCCAUUUCAAGCGAGGAGCCAAUCAAGUCUUCAAUCAGACAACGCACAUUAUAAACCCCAGUAAAUACAAUGAAGAUGACUGGAUUUACAAUGGUGAGAAGGACAUUUUUCCAGUUGUGAUUCACUGCAUAGUAGAAGAUGAAGCUGAUCAUGUCGGUCACUCACAUACAACUGUGUGUAACAUUGAGAGAACUUCAGAUGGAGGCUUCAAUCUUAAACCUUUCAAACAGAAACAGAUGGUUGACGGACUGUGUUACCUGUUACAGGAGAUAUUUGGCAUUGAGAAUAAAAUGGAACGUUCAAAGCUGCAAGAUGAAGAAGUUGAUGAUACAGGCGCAGAGUGUGUUAUAUGUAUGUGUGACAUCAGAGAUACACUUAUAUUACCCUGUCGCCAUCUAUGUCUGUGUAACAACUGUGCCGAUAACCUUCGAUACCAGUCCAACAAUUGCCCUAUAUGCCGUUCACCAUUUAGGGCCCUGUUACAAAUUAGAGCAAUGAAGAAAAAAAUCACAAGGAAUCCAGAAGUGGCAGUGACAGGGGAAGAGAAUCCAAUCAGUCAAGAGGGUGUUCCUACAGGGUUUGAGGCAAUCAGUCUAAUAGAAGCCCUCAAUGGACCUAUGGCCACAUCAACCCCAACAUCCAACACAGCUCCAACUCCCCAACAGCAGAUUGCUAAUGGUUUGCCUGGACUUCACAGUGGACCUCCAUUGCGAUCUCCAUAUGGCACUGUGACACCCCCGAGCCAAAGCCCUCACACAAAGCGCAGAUCAUCAAAGAGACAAGCAUCGUUAGGCGAAACGCCUCUUCAAGAUCAGCCUGUAUUGGAGGAACCUGAAGUACAAACAAGUGAAGAGCGGGGCCAGAUGUUAGAGGGAAGGGGCACCCCUGAGGUGAUAAUGUCAGACCAACCAGAGGUCGCCAGUAAAUCCAAAAAUGAGCCACAAAAAGUUCCUCUGCCAAGGAUGAGGUACCCUAACACUGAGGCUAGUAAAGAGGAAUCAGAUGCUGCUACUGUGGAGCUGGUCAAUGAGGUCCAGACAACUCCAAAUAAACAGAUUAGCAAGAGUGCUGAAAAUCUGGGUUCUGCUGCAAUAGUACAAGAUGGCGACAAUGGGAAACCCCUCACCAAAGGUUCCUCAUCUCCUAUACCUACUUAUAGGGACUUAGAGGCCAAAGAGGAUGCUGAGUUCAGAGCACACUCAAGAAAUGGAAGAAUGUAUGACACUGGUAUGAAAGGGGAGAGUGACCCCCUUGUUAAUGCGACAGGACAGAGUCUUGAGGUGGUGUCUCUCCCUGGUACCCCAUUAAGUACAACAGAUGGGACUGAUGGUUCAAGCUUCAGUAGCACUUCUAGUACAAGAGGUCUUUUGGAGAGUAAAAGUCCACAGAAAGUGGAUCCCACAGACAAGCCAUUACCAAAUUAAGUGAAUUAUAGUCCACAAACAACAACCUCUUACACAAGUCAUAACCAAAUUAAAUUUAGAGUGAAAGUCCAGAAAUAAUAGACCCCCAUGUUGAAAAUGGCUCAAGGAUUCUGCUAAUCAUACUGAAGUCACUCGUAGUUGGAAAGAGGUCUACAAAUAUGUAUGCAAUGGUAAUAUACUGAACUUCACAAUGUGGAUUUAUAUCUAAAGAAGCUAUCAUAUUUGUCAUGUAGUUUUUAGCCAAUGCUACUCACCUAGAAUGUAUAAGCCUGUUUACAGUCAUUUAAUCAAAUUAAGAAUUCAUUUGGUUUACCUGUAUUUGGUGAUGGACUCAUUUUCUGUAUUUCCAUGAUUUUGGCUUGCAUGGAAGAGAACAGAAAUCAGAAUUUGCUUGUAGAUUUCAGAACAUGAAGUAAAGAAAGAACAGUUUGGACAGUAAUUCCAUUCUGUUCCAGUAAUAGCAACUCUAAUACAUGAAAACAAACUGAAAUUGCCAAAGAAACUAUUGACUCAAACAUGAUACAUGUGUUAUAUUACAAAUUCAGAGUGAAGUUCUAUGACAGUGUAGAUUGUCAAAAUUUGUAUUGGAGUAAUGACUGUUGAAACAUACAUUAUGGAAAGUGUAAAUAUUAACAUGUGAUGUUUAUAAUGUUAGCAUUAACAGGUAAAUGGGCAUUACUUAUGACAUGCUUAAAUUUUCUUGAAGAAAUAAAGUCUCAUUAAUAUAAAGAAAAAUUGAUAAAAAAUGAAGUUCAAGGUUUGAGAUGAGUUCAUGUAAAAUAUCAUUCAUAUUUAAUCACAGCAAAUGAAAUGAUUUAUCUUAAGUUUUAAACUAAAAUGUAAAGGGCUUUUCAUCCAUGAUUUUGUCUGUUAUACCAAGAACUGAGAUCUUGUAUACAAACCAGGUUUGAAAUUGCGUGUAAAAUAGUGAAAGGAAUAUGAUGUAAAGUUGUGCAAUGUUGAGCAUUUGCAAUUGUUAAUCAUUUUAAAGUGUACAUAUUAGACAAUAUACUGUAAUUGUAGUAUAUUUAUGAAGAUGAUCCAAUGCAUAGAAUAGGUGUUUAUGAACAAUAGUAUACGCCAGCACCAGAGAUGGCUAUUGGGUGGGAUCAUCCUUAUUUCUUUUCUCUGCUGAUGAUAAAUAUCUCCAGAAUUCUGUAGUUUUUUACACCUAGGAUGAAGAAGGUCUACACUGUCUUUUAAGAUGUGUCUAUUUGAAUUCUUCAUUUGCCCCUAAGUUCCAUCUCAAAAGCUUACCUCAUUUCAAAUUGGCAGCCAUUU